Polypterus senegalus (gray bichir) is the source of this 6264-nucleotide messenger RNA. RefSeq names its product corin, serine peptidase (gene corin). Gene Ontology annotation, molecular function: serine-type endopeptidase activity; protein binding. The transcript is spliced from 22 exons. The record is from RefSeq and is a predicted model, not a curated record. Gene Ontology annotation, cellular component: membrane. The coding region runs from base 102 to 3440 and encodes 1112 amino acids. Gene Ontology annotation, biological process: peptide hormone processing; acrosome reaction; regulation of blood pressure. NCBI's taxonomy places the organism in Eukaryota, Metazoa, Chordata, Cladistia, Polypteriformes, Polypteridae.
GCCUGGGGAGUCCGAGUACAAAUGAGGCACCUCGGCAAUCCAAUGAGCCGAAGGAGGAGAGCGCCAAGGGAGUCGGGGAUGCGCGCUUGAGAAUUGCCGGCAUGCUGUCAAUGCAACAAUUCACUUCACUGACUCCUGGCGAGCAGUACCAGCAAGUCGCCUCCAGUAACGGGGUCCUGGGGACAGAUGAAGACAACAUGGGGCGUGCUUGCUCUCAGAAGCUGACUUCCACCAAGUACAUGCGGCUCCUUUUGUUUAUUUUAAUACCAUGCCUUUGCGCACUCGUCUGCUUGGUGGCCAUGCUGUUGGCUUUUGUAGGUAUAUUAGGAAAAGGUUUCUUUGAGCCGAAUGCAAACAGCAAUCCAUCUGUCAGUGAUACUUCAGACAUUACUUUUACUAGGAAGUUUGAAAGUACCACCUUUGGGGCAGAAUCAGAAAGCAACACCCAGAUGGACUUAUCAACAUCAAACAGCAAAGAUGGCCACAGAGAGACUGACCUCCUCAUACCACAUACAGAAAGCACAACAUCAAGAAGUGGUUUUCCUACAAACGAAUUCACUGUAGGGGAUUCAGAGCUUUUUAGCACUGAACAAGACAAUGGCCUUUGGGCCAGAAAGGUGUCAACAAACUUGACAGACUGGAUGAUGUCGCUGUCAACACUAAACCCAAUCAUUCCAUCUACAACUCAAGAGUCAGUGCCAGUGCUACAGGAGAAUGAUGCCUGUAUAGAUGUCAGUGUCAGUAAGUGUCUCUUAUUGCCCUACAAUAAGACCAGUCUUACAUCUCGCCUUGCUGUUGUCAAAAGCAUCGAAAUUGAAAUGUUUCUCAAGUUCUUCAGCUAUCUGAACCGACUGGGUUGCUAUCGGCACAUCAUGCUUUUUGGUUGUAGCCUUUCUCUUCCAGAAUGCUUGGAGAAGGGUGACAAAAGAACAGUGAUUCUUCCUUGCAUGUCAUUCUGUGAAGCUGCAAAAGAAGGCUGCGAACCUGUCUUACAAAUGGUAAAUGCCUCCUGGCCAGAUUUUCUGAGGUGUUCACAAUUCACAAAUGACACAGUCACAGGAAACGAGACUCCUGCCUGCUUUCGGCCCCAACAGGAUAAAACAAAGACCACUUUAUGUGGCAGGCAAGAUAGCUUCCUGUGCACUACAGGAGUCUGCAUCCCCAGGAAGCUGCUGUGUAAUGGAUACAAUGAUUGUGAUGACUGGAGUGAUGAGGCACACUGCAACUGCUCAGAGAAUCAGUUUCAGUGUGGGACCGGAAAAUGCCUUAAUUCUAGCUUUUUGUGUGAUGGCUAUGAUGAUUGUGGAGACCUAAGUGAUGAGCUCGUAUGUGAAUGCAAAACAAAAGGAGAGCACAGAUGUGGAGAUGGGAGGUGCAUCUCUGCAAAUUGGGUGUGUGAUGGGGACCACGACUGUGUUGACAAGAGUGAUGAAGUUAAUUGUUCUUGCAACAGCCAGGGCCUCACUGAAUGUCGAAAUGGCCAGUGCAUUCCAAGUGCCUUUCGUUGUGAUGGUGAAGAGGACUGUAAAGAUGGAAGUGAUGAGGAAAACUGCUCUUUGAAACAGAAUCACAAGGUGUGUGAGGCAGAAAACUCAGACUGCACACAAACAGCCUGUCCAGUUUCAUGCAGUAACAGUUCUACUUGCUUCAUCCAGGGAAACAAUACAAACUGUAGCCACUGUGAACCAAUUUCUCUGGAACUUUGUUUGAAUCUACCCUACAAUUUAACCAGUUAUCCAAACUACUUGGGCCACCAAACACAGAAAGAUGCAUCUAUUAGUUGGGAAUCCUCUCUCUUUCCUGCUCUUGUCCAAACAAAUUGCUACAAAUACCUCAUGUUCUUUGCCUGUACUGUUCUUGUACCUAAGUGUGACUUAGAGACCCAUCAAAAGGUACCUCCAUGCAGGACACUGUGCAAAAAUUCCAAGGAACGUUGUGAAUCAGUUCUGGGUAUAGUCGGGCUCCAGUGGCCUGAGCACAUAGAUUGCACCCAGUUUCCAGAAGAGAAUGUAGACAAUACCAGCUGUCUCAUGCCUGAUCAAGAUGUGGAGGAGUGUUCUCCAAGUCAUUUUAAGUGUAAGUCUGGAAGAUGUGUUCUAGCUUCAAGGAGGUGUGAUGGACAAUCAGACUGUGAUGAUGACAGUGAUGAAGAAAAAUGCAGUUGUCUGGAGCAAGGACUCUGGGAAUGUCCAUCAAACAAUGUCUGCAUCAAACAUACAAUGAUAUGUGAUGGAUUUCCUGAUUGUCCUGACCUUGCAGAUGAAAAGAACUGCUCUUCCUGUAAAUACAAUGAACAUGUAUGCAACAAUCAUGAAUGUGUCAAUCGCAGUUUGUGGUGUGAUGGAAAAAUAGACUGCUCUGAUAGCUCAGAUGAAUGGGAUUGUGUGACCCUGUCAAAAACAACUCCUUCCCUGCUGACAGUUCACAAGUUUGCCACAGAAUUUCAUGUAUGUGCUGAUGAGUGGCAGGAUGACCUGAGUGCACUAGCAUGUCAGCAGAUGGGUUUACGGGGGAUUCCUAUCACUCAGAUGGUCCAUGAACCAAAUGGACGUAAGAAGUGGUUGCAUUUGGACCCUAACUGGAGACACCAAAAUGUUUCUGCAUUGCAAAUGCUGUUAGUCAAAGGGCAACCCUGUCAUAGUCGGAGCAAAGUGUCAAUUGUCUGUGAGAAGGAAGAAUGCGGUUUUCGCCCAGCAGCUCGAAUGACCAAGAGAAUCUUGGGAGGUAGAACAAGCCGCCCUGGCCGUUGGCCCUGGCAGUGUUCCAUGCAGAGUGAACCCAGUGGUCACAUCUGUGGUUGUGUCCUCAUUGGGAAGAAAUGGGUACUGACUGUAGCACAUUGCUUUGAGGGCCGAGAGAAAGCCAGUGUUUGGAGAGUGGUAUUUGGCAUCAACAAUCUGGACCACCCCUCUGAUUUCAUGCAGACCAGACAAGUGAACAGGAUUAUUUUACACCCACGCUAUAACCGAGCUGUGGUAGAUUAUGACAUCAGCAUAGUAGAACUGGACACCGAAAUCAAUGAAACAAGUUAUGUUAGACCUGUGUGCUUGCCAAGCAGGGACCAGUCUGCCCAACCGGACACAUACUGUUAUAUAACUGGCUGGGGGCACAUGGGCAACAGAAUGCCCUUCAAAUUACAAGAAGGAGAAGUUCGUAUUAUUUCAAGGGAUAAGUGUCAAACUCACUUUGAUAUGAAAACCAUAACCUCCAGAAUGUUAUGUGCUGGAUAUGAAUCUGGAACUGUGGAUUCUUGUAUGGGUGAUAGUGGAGGCCCACUGGUUUGUGAGGAGACAGGAGGUCGGUGGACACUUUAUGGACUCACAUCUUGGGGAUCGGUUUGCUUUUCCAAAAUUAUGGGACCUGGGGUUUACAGCAAUGUCACCCACUUUAUAGACUGGAUCGAGAAGCAGAUAUAUCUCCAUACAUUUCUUCUUUUCUGAUCAGAAAGGUAGCAGAGUUGGAUGGGAGGAGCUUUGUAUAAUAAACGCGCCCAGAGCUGUGGCAGCUAAAGGUUGAUAUGAAACUGUGACAUGAACUUCUAAAGAAUGCAACCGCUAACCAAAUAUUCAAACAAAACAAACUCUUGUUUGUGGCUUAUUUGAGACAACCAGGGUUUAUUCACAGUCCCUGCACUUCGAUUACAGAACUGCUGACAAAAUGAAAUUCAGCUGAAAUGACUUGUCAUCACUGUGUUUUGUUUUCAUUCCAAGUGAACUGUCCACAAUGCUGCAAGCCUCCUAGGCUUUUAAAUAUGUCAUUUGUUUGUAUUUGCUUCUUGCACACCAGAGGCUUGCAACAGGUAAGUUAUACUGCUAUACAUGUAAAUGUGUCUUUUUAAAGUAUCAUUGUGAGAUUCUAUACUAUGAACCAAGUACAAAAAGAAACACUACAGCUGAGGCAAGUAGGAUACACUCUUGAAUACUGAUGAUGUCCUUGUCGUUUAUUAGUAAUACAUAGUAUAAUGGUAUAUUUGAUCCAGUACAAAAUGCAAUGUAGGAUUUGUCUUUGUGUAUUUUAAGGAUAUACAGUGUUUGUAUUAAUAUCAAAGUUCAUGAGUAAAAUUCACUCUCCAAUAUAAGCAAAAAUGGAGAAAAAAAAAACUUUCACGAACAAAAAAAUCAUUUUCUUGAAUUAGGAGAAUGAAUACUGUUAGUGCUAGAAGAAAUAUAGCUAAGAAAUCCACAAAACAUUAAAAUUGACUAUUUUCACAAUAUAUUCCACCAAUCAAAUCUGCAUCACCAUUUUGACUCAUUUUUGUAGCGCCGAAGAACUAUUUUUAAAAUUGUAUUUAUUUGCAUUUUGGGGGGUAAAAAGUUGCUCAUCUCCGGACAGUACAAAAAAAAGUUUUCAAUUUCUAUAAAUGUAGGUCUUUUGAAAUAUUUUGACUUUAAACUAUAUAUAUAUAUAUUUUCUUGUCUUUUCUACUGAAGUAGGGUGUUGCUAUUUAUUUUGUACCUUUUGAGGCCAAGGAAUUUUCACAAUUGUUUUUCUACUUGUGAAAAUGGUAUUUUGUUCAUAUUUUACUCCAGGCUGUUGUUCGCCUCUGUUUACAAUAUAAAAGGAGGACGUUUGUUUGUUUGUUUGAACUGAGACAGAGCCGCUGGUGUCAUCGACAGUAUUUAGAGUAUCUUUCGAAAAAGAAAUAAUCAAAAGCUGCUCUUUGCGGACAUAACUGACAUGACAUAACAAAGCCUCAGUGCAGUGUCUGUGUUUUGAAAAGGUCACUACAGGAGACAUGAUCUAAUUUUUUAAUAAUUAUUAAUAACUUUAAAUGUUGUCAGUAAUCUUGCAUGGGUAAAGUGGAGUCCACACACUAUUUGGAAAAUAGCAGGAAAACGAACAUGAAAAACAGCUCUGAAGUUUGAAACACUUCAUUUUCUUUUUUAUUAAAUAUUAAAUACUUUUUUUUAUACUGUAUCCAGUUUUGUUCAACUCCGUAACACAUUUAGAUAGCUGAUGUGAAUAAAUAAUAGUUGUAGAUUGCACAAAAGCUUAACGAAUGUAUUGUAUAUAUCAGACAAAAAAUAUAACUCAAAAUCCUUAGCUGAAGUGUUAACCUCGCUGUAUAAUCUGGAGAAUUUCUCUUUGUGUGUUAGAUAAGAAAACAGUAAACAUGCCAAAAUGCAGCAUAUAUUCAGUCACUGACAUUCAUUAAAUAAAUAAGAAUAAAUACCCUGUAAGAAGAUUAUCAGUGUCAUUACAACUGGCUGCUAGCUAAAGGCAAUCAGAACACAUUUAUAGACAAGCAAGGCGUCUAAAAAGCCUUCGAAACGUCCACUGAUCAGGCUGCUUCUGAAUCCACUUUUCACACAUUUAUAAUAUCAUUUUGUGAUGAAAAUUACUAUAACAUGAAUUUUAAUGCACUGGGUGAUACUCAGUAUAUAUAGUUAUAAGAUAUAUUUGUAAACCGUUGUGCUUUUGACCUACAAAAUGUAAAGAAAUGACCUAUUCACUCGCUCUCUAUACAUAUACACACACAUACUGUAUAUAUAUAUAUAUAUAUAUAUAUAUAUAAAUAUAUAUAUACAGUAUAUAUAUAUAUAUAUAUCGUAUAUAUAUUGUUGCUGGAAUCAUUUAUAAAUGAAUGUUAAAUAACACACACACUUGUAUUUUAUUGUAUUAUAUCUAGUAAUAUCCAGUAGUAACAGUAAUGGUUACCAGUCACUCCACUGUUAUAGUUCACCUAUGGUGUUCCCUUCAUUAUCACUGUGCCUGUGUGCGCCAAAUAUUAGCCAAUAACAAAAGGGUUAAAACCAAAGUCUGUGUUUUAUGUACAUGAUGUCAGACAUAAGUAACACUGAGCCAGCUGGAGAGUGUUUUGCUGAUAAAUCUGUUGCUAAAUGUGUUUCAGAAUGAAUGUAACUCAAUACAAAUCACAGCAAAAGUACGAAUGUCAUGUUUGUGUCAGCACAUAUCGAGCAAUUCACAUACUACGAAACACCAGUUGAAGUUAAAUGCCAUUCUGUAUUACCUUGAUUGUAUGUACCCUUUUGUAUAUUCUUAAAAAGAUGUUGUAUACUGCUGCAGUAUUUUACAUUCCAUAAAAAUGUGUUUGUAAUUUUAUAAGGUAUUUUUCUACAGCUUUUCUAUGUGCAUUCAUGAAUAUGUCUAUUGUAUUGAGCAUAAGUUGAAUAUUUUUACAGUUCAUGUGAGUUUAAAAGCUAGUUGGAAGAUAACAUAAUGAUGGCAAUACUGAAAGCACUCUUCCAGUUUAAUAGGUUUUGCUAUGCUUUAGUGUGGAAAAAUAAAUCUUUGUCAAUAGGG